AUGCAACCGCCGGCGCCCUUCCUCCUGUACGCCGUGGCCUGGGCCAACUUUUGCCCCCGGCAGGGCUCCGCCGCCGGCGCCCAGGGCGGAUCUAUCCGAGCGCUGCGAGCCUCGAACCUGCGGAGAGACGAGAGCAAUCACCUCACAGCCUUGUACCGGAAAGAGGAGACCAUCCACGUCCGGGGAAAUGGCCACAUCCAUAGCCCCCGUUUCCCGAACAGCUACCCCAGGAACUUGUUGCUGACGUGGAGGCUGCUUUCGCCUGAGAAUACGAGGAUACAGCUGGUGUUCGAUAGUCAGUUUGGACUGGAAGAGCCAGAGAAUGAGAUCUGCAGAUAUGACUUUGUGGAAGUGGAAGAUAUAUCUGAAAUCAGCACGAUUAUCCGAGGACGGUGGUGCGGGCACAAGGAAGUUCCUCCGAGAAUAACAUCGAAAACAAAUCAGCUGAAGAUAACUUUCAAGUCUGAUGACUACUUUGUGGCGAAACCUGGAUUCAAAAUUUAUUAUUCCCGCGUGGAUGAUCUGCAGCCUGCUGCAUCUGAAACCAACUGGGAAUCAGUCACAAGCCCUGUAUUGGGGGUAUCCCAUCACUCUCCAUCAGUGACUGACCCGACCCUUACUGCAGAAGCUCUGGAUCAGGCCAUUGCUGGCUUUGACACUGUGGAAGAACUGCUAAAGCACUUUAAUCCAGACACUUGGCAAGAAGAUCUUGAGACUCUGUACACAGACACGGCUCAGUAUAGAGGGAGAAAUUUCUACGAAAGGAAGUCAAAAGUUGACUUGGACAGGCUGAACGAUGAUGUGAAACGCUACAGCUGCACUCCAAGGAACUAUUCUGUCAACAUAAGGGAAGAGCUGAAGGUGACCAACGCCGUGUACUUUCCACGCUGCCUUCUCGUCCAGCGCUGUGGCGGCAACUGUGGCUGUAGCUUUACGCACUGGAAAUCCUGCACAUGCACACCAGGGAAACUAGUGAAAAAGUAUCACGAGGUGCUGAGGUUCAUUCCUGAAGCUGGCCCCGUCAGAAGAAGGGGCAGAACCAAGAACAACAUGACGAUGAUCGAUAUUCAGCUGGAGCACCACGAGCGCUGCGAUUGUGUCUGCAGUUCAAGGCCACCCCGAUAGACAGGCUCCCGCCAUCCUAUUUGCGACUGAAAGGGCCUCUUCCUCUUCAGGAAAGGGCGGUCU
Messenger RNA from Euleptes europaea (tarantolino), 1188 nucleotides. RefSeq names its product platelet derived growth factor D (gene PDGFD). The transcript is spliced from 7 exons. The record is from RefSeq and is a predicted model, not a curated record. NCBI's taxonomy places the organism in Eukaryota, Metazoa, Chordata, Lepidosauria, Squamata, Sphaerodactylidae. Bases 1 to 1125 code for a protein of 374 amino acids. Gene Ontology annotation, cellular component: membrane. Gene Ontology annotation, molecular function: platelet-derived growth factor receptor binding; growth factor activity. Gene Ontology annotation, biological process: positive regulation of phosphatidylinositol 3-kinase/protein kinase B signal transduction; platelet-derived growth factor receptor signaling pathway; positive regulation of protein autophosphorylation.